UAUAUAUACGGUUUUUCUAGUGUGUGCUCAUGGGCACAUGCUAAGCGCGGAAUAUGAAAUUCCACACUUAGGAUGUGUCCAUGGGCACACUAUUGUGAAGUUUAAACUCACAAAUUUCACUAUCGGAAAUUACAUAAAUUUGAUUGCUUACGGUUUGAUGGCAACAAUAAUGGAGCUUGUUCAUGUUUGCCAUGAGCAUCCACUAGUCCUAAUUCAAGAUUUCGACAGUAGUCGCGUUGCAGCACCACUUGUGUGCUGUAUAUGUGAAACUCCGGUAAUAGGACCCUCUCCUGCCUACACAUGCUCUCUGGAGCAUUCACCUUGUUCAUUUAUCCUGCACAAAAGAUGUGCAGAAUCACCCUAUCGUGUCAUAGACCAUAUGCAUCCACAACACCAGCUCGAGCUAUGUAAACAUAGUCUUUACAGAUUUACUAAGGCUGAUAUUCAUCCUGAUAUUGUCAAAAUCUCUUGUGGAGCUUGUGAAGGCCUGAUAAAUGAAGACAUUUGGGCUUACAAUUGUACUUUAUGCGAGUUCAAUUGGAAAAAAGAAGAAUCUGCAACUUCUUAUCCAUUUCGAUUGUGCGCAAGAUGUGUUGUGAUGGAGUCGGUGCUGGAUCACGAGGGACACCAGCACCACUCGCUAACAUUACUGCGCAGGAGAGCGUGUUUCUCGUGUGAUGCUUGUGGAAUUGAAGCUGCAGAGAAUCAUUCAUAUAUAUAUGUCAUUCUUGUCACUUCUGGAUCCACAGCAGCUGCGCUGCAUACCCUCGCACCAUCAAACUCCAAAUUCAUGAGGACGAUACUUUGCAGCUCGUUUAUUCUACUCCAGAUAUGUACAGGAGAUUCAUUAGGCAUUGCCCCAUCUGCAAACAAGGAGUCGAGCAUAAGAACUGGGCCUAUUUCUGUGAGGAGUCCGGAUAUUUUGUUCACAUCAAAUGUGCUUCUGCAUUAUUAGCGUCCGGGAAAAAUGUGAUUGAAAUUGAAGAAGAUGAUGAUGAGCAAACAUAUUCUGAUCUGAUACAAUUUCCGCUGCCAAGAACAGAGUUAUUGAUGGAGAAUUUAACAGCAGUGCAGCGAUCAGGCAAGCUGACUCCUCAAGGGAACGCAAUAGAAGAUGAAAUUGAUAAUGGCGAGGAGAGUCCACUAAUCAAUCACUGGAGUCAUCCACAGCAUAAGUUGUUUCUUUUGGAAGAACUUGAAACUGCUCAUCAUAACAGUGAUGAUGAUGAGAGGGAUACUGACAACCGUAUUGAUGAGAUGUUGGUGUGUGAUGGAUGUGUCCAACCAAUCUCAACAGCUUCGGAUAAACGUUACUAUGGUUGCAUCGGAUGCAAUUAUUUCCUACACACUACUUGUGCCAAUCACUUGCCAUUGCAGUCCGGUUCAGGAAAUUGUCCACGUGAUCCUCAACACAUAUUAAAGCUUCAUCAUUACAGUACUAGUCCAUUAGAAACUACUCUCUGCUGUCGAUGCAAUGCACGUGCCAAUGGAUUCACAUAUCGCUGCUCCCCAUGUAAGAAUUCUAUUUGCAUUUCCUGUUAUCUAACACCUCACAAAAUUAAACACGAGUAUCAUAAGCACCCCUUAGUUCAGCGUGAAGCCACAUGGAACAAAACUUGCAACGCUUGUUUAGUACAGGAUAUAAGCGUUGAGUACGGAUGUGAAAGUUGCAGUGACGUCCAGGUUCAUCCAAGUUGCGCUGUGUCAUUCCCAAAAACAAUAUAUCAAAGAUGGGAUUCUCAUUCUAUAUCAUUGAUAUAUCCUCCCAUAUAUUACAAGGGCUUGAGAUACUGUGAGAAAUGCGAGCUGGAAGUAAAUCCAGAAGCCUGGUUGUAUCGUUGCAGCGAAUGUGAUCAAUUUUUUCAUCCCUUAUGCAUUCGACAACCUCAUCUGAAGCUCGGCCAUACGAUAGAUCCAUCAAUUUCUCGUACUCUUCACCCGCACCCCUUAACGUUAAAGAUGAUAUACAAAAACAGGUAUCCUCAACGUCUACAUAAAUCUUUGUCCUGUAGAGAAAGAAUUUGUUUAGGGAACUUUCUUGAUGAACCUCAACAACUAGUCUUAGAAUGUGCUGGUUGUAAUUAUAUAAUGUGUCUAUAUUGUUCCUCCCGGCAAAUCAUUUUAAAGCCUUUAAAACUAUGAAAAGAACUCAUCCGGUGUUCUUGAGCCUGGAGUCAUGGAAUCGGAUGGAGUGCGGAGAAUGUUCCAACCUUGAGUUGUUGAUUUCCUUGUGCAACUUUACAAGUCCUUUGUCUUUAUUGCUUUCGAGGUAUUCAAUUACGAUUUUAAAGAAUUUUCUUUUUCAUUUUAAAA
This is a messenger RNA of Daucus carota subsp. sativus, 2313 nucleotides long. RefSeq lists its product as uncharacterized. NCBI's taxonomy places the organism in Eukaryota, Viridiplantae, Streptophyta, Magnoliopsida, Apiales, Apiaceae. The transcript is spliced from 2 exons. The coding region runs from base 832 to 2142 and encodes 436 amino acids. The record is from RefSeq and is a predicted model, not a curated record.